GCGAGGGAGGGAGGGAGAGCGGGCGCGCACACGAGAAAGGGGAGCACGAGCGCGCCGAAUUCUCACACGCUCGAGCGUCGAUGUGCUCUACCCCUCUCGCUUACACGGGCUGUUGGGGUCAGAGCAGCAGCGCGCACUGGAGAGCUUCUCAAAGUGCACACUUGUCUCUUUCUUUCGUGCAUGUAAUCGCGUAGAAGCCGGGGCGUUUUUGCGGAGGGAAGAGCAGAGCAGCUCCGUUGCAGGCGCACUCCGUCUCUGAGGAGCGACAUCGCGAACAUUUGCCCGGAUCUGGCGCGCUCUUUUCCUCUUUUCCGCGAUGACGGUGGGAAGGAGAUCGUGCGGGAGGCAGUUGCAGGCUGCGCUGUUCAGAGUGCUCUGUCUUAUCCCAACAGGACUGCCCGUCCGGAGUGUGGAUAUGCAGCGGACCACGGACAACAUCACCAUCCGCCAGGGCGACACGGCCGUCAUCAGGUGUUACGUGGAUGACAAAGUGUCAAAGGUGGCUUGGCUGAACCGCUCUAACAUCAUCUUUGCUGGGGAAGACAAAUGGUCCCUCGACCCUCGAGUGGAUCUGAUCACCAAAGGCCAGUUGGAGUAUAGCCUACGCAUCCAGAAGGUUGAUGUGUUUGAUGAAGGGCCCUACACCUGCUCAAUCCAGACAAAACAGCAGCCUAAGACAUCCCAAGUGUACCUUAUUGUUCAAGUACCUGCGAGUAUCUACAAAGUUUCAGAAGACAUAACUGUCAACGAAGGCAGCAACGUGACAUUAAGUUGUCUAGCCAAUGGGAGACCUGACCCAUCCAUCACAUGGAGACUCCUCAAUCCAUCAGCUGAGCCUCUGGAGGGGGAAGAGUACCUGGAUAUAUCAGGCAUUUUGAGGACCCAGGCUGGCAGAUAUGAGUGCAAAGCAAGCAAUGACGUUUCCAACCCUGAUGUUAAAUAUGUCAACGUUGUCGUCAACUAUCCCCCUUACAUCAAAGAUGCCAAGAGUUCUGAAACUCCGGUGGGACGGCUUGGUAUUCUUCAGUGUGAUGCAUCAGCAGUGCCCAAACCUGAAUUUGAGUGGUACAGAGAUGACAAGAGAUUAACCAACUCCGCUGGAAUCAGCAUCCAGAUCCUGGGGUCCCGCACUCUACUCGUUGUUUCCAAUGUCACUGAGGAUGACUACGGGAAUUACACAUGCGUGGCAUCAAAUAGACUUGGGAUACACAAUGCCAGCCUGUUCCUCUAUAAGCUCAACAUACCUACUAUCAAAUAUCCCACAAGAGGACCGGGCACAGGGAGAGACAUCAGUGGCUCUGCAUGCCUCACCCAGUCACUGUGGAUUUUUCUGGCCUCCGUCACCUGCCUUUUCUUCAAAUGUUAAUAACACCACAGUCGUCCAUCAGUAUUACAGCAAAAUUGCAUUGAGACUGUUUGUAUCAUGUUACAACAACCUGAUGCGCUCUUGCACCGAAAAUAUAUAAAAGAAUGAGCUAUUACAAUGUUUUAGUCUUUAAGAAGAAAGGUUACUUAAGGAGCAACAGUGUUUAUAAGGGCCAUUUAUUACAGCAUUUUACUUUGCUUUAAUGUUGCUUAUUGCUGUCAGUCAUUUAGUUGCAUUAUCCAUUUAUUCUAAGAACGGUUUUAGCAGGAAAGAAUGUUAUACGCCAUCAAUAAUAUGACAAAUGGAACAAUUAAGUAACUUAGAUAUGGAUGGAAUUUCAAGUGAAGUAUAGCUGUCCUGGAUAGCUACAAUGCUUUUUUCUUUAUAAUUUUACAAUUUCAAGCUUGUUUUACGGUGUGCUCUCAAAUGUUUUUUGUGAGGUUCAUUGAAGCUAGUGCACUACAUUAAAAAAAAUGCAGCUACCAAAUAUAAACGUAGCAGAAUCAAAUAAGGAUAAGAAACCAACAAAAACACAAUAAUAAUAUAAAGAUGCCAUAAUUGUUCAUGAAAGAGUAAAAUGAGAAACUGAGCAACAGUUCUAUAGACAUGUAGUUUAAAAGUUAGAGUAAAAAAAAACUGGGGUAGAGUUGCAUAGUCAUAUAAACAUCUAAAUUAAGUAUAAAGAGCUGUAUAUACUGUCUGAUGUAUCUCAUGAACACUGCUUGUUGCCAGUUUCUGAAUUCCCUCUUUGUCAAAUAUAGAGCUUUCUUGAAAAUUGAGAAUUCUGUUGUUUUAGAGAGGAUAAAGCCUAGUGUGGGGGCUCAAGUGGUGAGGCAAUCAAUACUUCAAGUGAUUACAGUAGGUUGAUGCUUUUUUAGCAGAGGGGUUACGUAUUAAGAGUAAGGACUUACCAAGUAAAACUUGUAUAUAAUGAAUUUUUGUAUUUUUUCUUUAAGGAAGACAAAUUUAGCUGUUGAAUUAACUAUAAUGACAACAAUAGUAAUCAUAAUUACGUAUGAAAUUUGUAUUAUUGAAUAAAAAAUGUAUGUUGAACAGUUUCUUCAUGGCAAGCUGUAUUUAGCAUCAGGAGUUGCUCUCUAUUUACACCAUCAACAUUUAGUAUUUUCUUUUAGUAACGUUGUAUAUCUAGGAGUUGAGUGCAUGAUGCCGAUGAUUGAAGAAAAACUGAUUUUUUUAAUUUUUUGUGUAUGAAAUGGAAUUCACAGUGUCCAUUUUCCUUCUGUCGGCUCAGUUAAUAGUGUAUAUACUUGAUUCCAAUGUCUUUACAGAGAAAAAAAAGAUUUAAUAUCUGUCCAUGUUUCUAAUUAAAUUAGUAA
Scleropages formosus (Asian bonytongue) is the source of this 2703-nucleotide messenger RNA. RefSeq names its product limbic system associated membrane protein (gene lsamp). Bases 317 to 1366 code for a protein of 349 amino acids. The record is from RefSeq and is a predicted model, not a curated record. The transcript is spliced from 8 exons. NCBI's taxonomy places the organism in Eukaryota, Metazoa, Chordata, Actinopteri, Osteoglossiformes, Osteoglossidae.